Messenger RNA from Penicillium macrosclerotiorum, 1908 nucleotides. Its product is annotated as trehalose-6-phosphate synthase. Gene Ontology annotation, cellular component: alpha,alpha-trehalose-phosphate synthase complex (UDP-forming); cytosol. Bases 1 to 1908 code for a protein of 635 amino acids. The record is from RefSeq and is a predicted model, not a curated record. Gene Ontology annotation, biological process: trehalose biosynthetic process. The transcript has 3 exons. Lineage: Eukaryota; Fungi; Ascomycota; Eurotiomycetes; Eurotiales; Aspergillaceae. Gene Ontology annotation, molecular function: catalytic activity.
AUGACAACGGUUUUCAUCGCUUCCCUCUUCCUUCCGUACACCAUUGAUUUCAAGAAAGCCAACCAGAAGAGUUCGCGUCGCAAGUAUUCACCCAGCCAUGGCGCUGUUGACGGGUCUGGCGCAGGCCCUAUUGUCGGACGUCUGCCGCGUCCCCGGUCCUGCAGCUUGACACUGACCCCCGGCGCAACGACCGAAGACGAGAAGGUGUUCAAAGGAUAUGCUUCCCAGGCGGCAGGCGAAAUUCCGAUCGCCGACAACCCCAAUGGACCAGGGCCCAGUGAACCCCGCGCGGUUCCCUGGGGUCGAAGUCGCAAAUUCAACCAGCCUUGGUCGAAGGCAUCCGCUCACCCGGAACCGUCCAUCCUGAGUCGCCCGAGUUCGCAACAAGGGUUGAAGGAUUCCUCCAAAGCGGGUGCUCGGAAUCGGCUAGUCUCGGAUCAGCUAGGAAGUCCUAGCGCCAUGCUCUCGGCUGUGGAUUGGACCGUGAAGGCUGCUGAACAGGGCCACGGGGGACUGCAGAAUGCCAUUCAUGCCGCCGAAGAAGCAGGCGUUCUGCACAACAAGGUGUGGGUGGGGACCCUGGGCAUGCCAACCGACUCUCUCACCGAGCAGACGCGAGAUGUCAUUGACGAGACGUUGAUGGAUGACUACGAAUCCUUGACGGUAUUUGUGGGGGACAGCGAGUUUGAAGGCCAUUACGCCCAUUUCUGUCGGUCCGUACUCUGGCCAGCCUUCCACUAUCAGAUGCAGGAGACCCCUCGCCAUACGGAAUAUGACGACUACUCAUGGAAGCAGUACCUUAAAGUGAAUGAGGCAUUCGCGGAAACAAUUGCUGGUCACUGGCGGCCGGGAGAUCGUGUAUGGGUACAUGACUACCAUCUUUUAUCGCUUCCUGCGUUGUUGCGAGAGCUGUUGCCAGAUGCCGAAAUAGGAUUCUUCCUACAUACUGCUUUUCCCUCGUCCGAGGUCUUCCGCUGCUUGAACCCGCGGGAAGCGCUCUUGGAUGGUCUUCUUGGUGCCGACCUAAUUGGAUUCCAGACCGAAGAAUACUGCCACCACUUUCUGCAAUCCUGCAGCCGGCUUCGUAAACUUGAGGUUUCUGACGGCGUCCAGGUCAAUGACCGGUUUGUGCAAGUCCGAAGCAUUCCCCUGGGUAUUGACUAUAAAUCACUCAAUCUGCUACGACAAUCGGUCGAGGUCAAAGACUGGAUCGCCAACAUCACGGCCAGGUAUAAUGGUAAACACUUGAUCGUUGCUCGAGAUCGUCUGGAUGUCCCUGGCGGUAUCAAACAGAAGCUCCAGGCGUAUGAGCUCUUUCUUGAAACAUAUCCAAAAUGGAGAGAUAACGUGGUCCUUGUGCAAGUGGCCUCAUCGGCCUCUGAGAUCCCAGAACUUGAAGCCCAGGUUUCCAAGAUUGCAAUGAGAAUCAAUUCUGUUUUCUCAACACUUACUCAUCAGCCACUCGUCCUACUACCACAAGACAUUAGCUACUCACAGUUUCUUGCUCUUCUCAGCGUAGCCGAAAUAUUGAUGGCCACAAAUCUCCGCGAAGGCAUGAAUCUCACCAGCCAUGACUUCAUUCACUGUCAAGACGGCGAGCUAGCCCCUCAGAAGCAUGGUUCCCUCAUCCUCAGCGAAUUUACUGGUAGCGCAUCCAUAUUUCACGGUCAUGAGCUUCUUGUCAACCCAUGGGACUACAAGCAGUGCGCAAAUUCUAUCAACAAGGCACUAGAGAUGUCUCCGGACCAUAAAGAACGUAACUGGCAAUUCCUUCUUGAUCGCAAGGCCCCAUAUACUGCGCUAGCCUGGUUUACAUAUCUACAAUCCGCUCUUACAGAGGCCCACAGAGUGCAACAUCCUUAUCCCUACCUCGCCAUAAUCGAAGGUAGUCGUCGUAGCUACGAUUAG